GUGAAGCAGUAGGUAAAGGGUUUGCCUUCUCAUUUCUCAAGUCUACAUAAAGUCCACCACAGUGGAUUCCCAAAAUUUCCAUGAAGUACAGUGGAAACUCCUUGGCUACCUUCAAGUUCCAGAGCUCACUAGCCAAAACACAGUAGGAGAAGGGAGAAACCAACGUCUGAUUUCGAAUCUGUAUGUUGUAAUAUUGUUUUGUUUUGAGGGGAAUUUAAAACUAGGGCUCAGAUUGGAUCUUGUUUUCUAUUCAAGUAUCUUGAUUUCUUCUGUUUCCUACAACUUUUCUCCUCUAGCAAACACAAAACUCCUUCUAAUUUUGGGGGUUGUGGUGAGGAGAUACUGAUGGCUUUGGAGCUUGUUGGAGGGGCUGCGUUGGGAGCAGUGUUUGAGAAGUUGUUCGCGGCGGUUGAAGAUGCAAGGACUAAGGCAACCAAGUUCGACUCCAGCCUCAAAAAACUCGAAGAGACACUCAAAUCCAUAAAUCCAAGUAUCCUAGAGAUGAAAAGGAUGAACGACCAGUUGGAUCGUCCAAAGGAGGAAAUGGAGAAGUUGAUCCAAAUCUUAAAAGAUGGGGAGAAGCUAAUCCACAACUGCUCCAAGGUCUCUUGUUGCAACUACUUCAAGAAUUGGAGGUACGCCAAUGAAAUCGAGGCCUUGGAGGACUCUCUUCUUAAAAUUUUUCAGGUGGAAGUGCAAGCCCAACUCAGUAGGAACAACGUGCAGAUUCGGGUCCUGCUCAAUUCAAAUAGAUUCAGUUGGAGCAACAAAGGGGUUUCCGUUAAAUAUGAAAGUUUGGGUUCCUGUGAGGCUACUGAUCCGCCGGCUUUUAUGGUGGGACUAGAUGUGCCUCUCAAAGAAUUGAAGAGGUGGCUGUUUACGGAUGGGGAAUCAAGGAUUGUGGUGUCGGCUCCUGGAGGAUGUGGGAAAACCACUUUGGCUAAAAGGCUUUGUCACGACCAACAAGUCAAGGAAUAUUUUCUGCACAUUUUCUAUGUCACGGUGUCAAAAACAUUCAACCUAAUUGGCAUCAUCAAGAAACUAUUUUGGCAUAGUGAUGAACAAGUGCCGGGGUUUCAAAAUGAGGAAGAUGCAGUCAACCAAUUGGAACUAAUGCUGAAGAGGAAAGUAGAAUCUGGUCAUAUACUGUUGGUCCUAGAUGACGUUUGGUCUGGGUCGGAAUCUUUCCUAACCAAGUUUAACUUCCAAAUAUCGGGAUGCAAGGUUCUGAUUACAUCUAGAAAUGAAUUUCCAAAAUUUGGUUCUACAUAUAACUUGAAAUUGUUGAGUGAAGAAGAUGCCAAGACUCUUUUCCGUCACUCAGCAAUCCCUGAGGAUGGGAGUGGUUCUUCCAUGCCCGGUGAAGACCUUGUGAAUACGAUAGUGAGGCGCUGCAAGGGAUUUCCACUGGCCCUGGAAGUGGUUGGCAGAUCGCUCCAUGGGCAGCCUGUAGAGAUCUGGAGAAGCACACUGAUGAAAUUAUCUGAAGGUGAAUCCAUUGUCAAUUCUGAAGAUGAACUGCGUAAUUGUCUUCAGAGUAGCUUAGAUGCCCUUGAUGACAAGGAUAUUAUGCUGAAGGAGUGUUUUAUGGACUUGGGCUCAUUUCCUGAAGACCAAAAAAUCCCUGCCACUGCUCUUAUAGAUAUGUGGGCGGAAUUGCACAAACUAGAUAAAGACGGCAUUUAUGCCAUUUCCAACCUUCAGAAACUCUGCUCUCGGAAUCUGCUUAAUCUUGUGGUCACAAGGAAUGAUGCAAAUGAGAUUGAUUGGUGCUACAAUGAUGCCUUUGUCAUGCAGCAUGAUCUUCUCAGGGAUCUAGCCAUUUAUCAGAGCAACCAGGAGCCCAUAGAAAAGAGGAAAAGACUAAUCGUGGACUUGACAGGAAACAGACUCCCCGAGUGGUGGACUAAAGAAAAUCAGCCCCAAUUAAGUGCUCGUCUUGUGUCCAUCUCCACAGAUGAAAUGUUCUCCUCAAGCUGGUGCAACAUGCAACUUCCUGAAGCUGAGGCUCUAAUACUGAACUUUAAUCAGACAGAAAAUAAAUACGAAUUGGCAGAGUUCAUGAAGCAAAUGGAUAAACUGAAGGUUCUAGUAGUAACAAAUUAUGGUUUCUGUGCUGCUGAAUUGACUAAUUUUUCAGUUCUCAGUUCCUUAUCCAAUCUAAAGAGAAUCAGGUUAGAGCAAGUUUCCAUUCCAACACUAUGCAACACGAGUAUGGAAUUGAAGAAUCUGGAAAAGCUAUCCUUAGUCAUGUGUCAUAAGAUUGGUCAGGCUUUUGCAAGUAGUACCAUCCAGAUCCCAGAAAUGUUACUAAACCUUAGGGAAAUCAACAUUGAUUACUGUAAUGACUUGGUGGAAUUACCAGAAGGGUUUUGUGACUUAGUCCAGCUGAAUAAGCUGAGCAUCAGCAACUGCCAUAAGCUGUCUGCACUGCCGGAAGGGAUAGGGAAGCUUGCAAAUCUGGAAGUGCUAAGGGUUAGUGCCUGUACAUUGGUGUCAAAAUUGCCAGACUCAAUGGGAAGCCUCCACAAGUUGAGCGUUCUUGAUAUAACUGGUUGUUUACGAAUAAGGAAAAUGCCAAAACAAAUAGGGGAGUUGCGUGGUCUAAGAGAGCUCCACAUGAGAAGGUGCCCAGGUUUGCGCGAGCUGCCACCAUCAGUGACGCUUCUCGUGGAUUUGGAGAGGGUAAUCUGCGAUGAAGAGACUGCUCAGCUGUGGGAAUGUUCUACGCACUUGCUCCCCAAUCUCACCCUAUCAGUGCCUGAAGAAAUUAUCAACUUGAAUUGGCUUUAAAAUACUGGUUUCUGAAAAACUUUCAUCCUCCAAAGUGCUGAACCGGACGCCUAAUUAUAUUCAAACAAUGUUCGACUUAUGAAAUCUAGUAAUAUUUACAAGGAUCUGUGAUAUCAUAAUUCAUCGGCCGUUUGUCAUAUUUGGUUCGGGCUUCAAUCAAGGAAUGCAUUUUCCUGCACCCCGUCCUCAGUGCCAACUUUGGUUCGCAUUAAGGGAAAUUUCGUGUGAACUUUUUUCACACUAAAAUUGAAUCCGGCUGGAGGUUGGUUUAAGACGGGACUUGAUAUUGAUUAGGGUUGGCCAAGGCUCAGGCUUGUAUUGACCUAUGAAGUUCACUGACCACAAAGAUCGAAAAUGGAUUCGGUUGCAUUUCUUAA
This is a messenger RNA of Vitis riparia (riverbank grape), 3170 nucleotides long. RefSeq names its product probable disease resistance protein At5g66900. Bases 346 to 2793 code for a protein of 815 amino acids. Gene Ontology annotation, biological process: defense response to fungus. The record is from RefSeq and is a predicted model, not a curated record. The transcript has 5 exons. NCBI's taxonomy places the organism in Eukaryota, Viridiplantae, Streptophyta, Magnoliopsida, Vitales, Vitaceae. Gene Ontology annotation, molecular function: ADP binding.